AGAAAGAAAGAAAGAAAGAAAGAAAGAAAGAAAGAAAGAAAGAAAGAAAGAGUCCAUCCGGGACUGUUUGUCCAAUCAGAUACCAAGUUGGCCCAUGCGGCAGGAAGAUGCCACUUGUGUACAACGGCCACUCAUACUCACAUCAGCAACUGUCAUUUGUCUUCUCACUUAACAGCAGUUCCUUCGGCCAUGGCGGCCACGAAGAAAACAGACGCUAAAUCUUCUGAGGAGCGCCUCCAUAACCAGAUGCCUAAGAAAGCUGGGAAAAAGAAGAAGCCCAGGCGUCAUGCCAGGUCCCACCGUCGCUCCCACCGCCGGAGACUCUGGAGCAGUUUUGGCACCUAUUUCACCAGGGUUCUGAAGAAUGUUCAUGUGGGUUUAAGCCUUUUCCACAGAACCAUGAACGUCUUGGACUCGUUCCUGUUUGAAAGGAUCACUACUGAGGCCAGUAACCUGAUUUGUCAAACCAACUCUUCUACUAUCAAUGCCCGGGAGAUUUAGACUGCUAUGAGCCUUUUGCUUCCAGGGGAAAUAUGCAAGUGUGCAGUGAAGGAAGGCACAUUGGGCCUGGUCAGAUACAUCUCCUUCAAGUAA
Messenger RNA from Nannospalax galili (Upper Galilee mountains blind mole rat), 594 nucleotides. RefSeq names its product histone H2B, sperm. The transcript is spliced from 2 exons. Gene Ontology annotation, molecular function: DNA binding; protein heterodimerization activity; structural constituent of chromatin. The annotation marks the transcript as partial. Gene Ontology annotation, biological process: nucleosome assembly. NCBI's taxonomy places the organism in Eukaryota, Metazoa, Chordata, Mammalia, Rodentia, Spalacidae. Gene Ontology annotation, cellular component: nucleosome. The record is from RefSeq and is a predicted model, not a curated record.